AUGUGGAGGAGACUGGCUCAGAUUCUGGGCCUGCUGCUCUGUGUACUGGGCUGGGGCUUGGUGGGCUGCACCCUUGCUAUGGACCACUGGAGGGUGGCCCAGCUGGGGGGCCAAGGGGGCUCAUCUGUGGUGGUGACAGCCUGGUUCUGGUCAGACCUGUGGAGGGACUGCUAUGAAGACUCAACCUCUGUAGUGAACUGUGUGGACCUCGGGGUGCUGUGGGCAGUCAAACCAUACAUUCAGGCAGUCAGGGGGCUCCUGAUGUCCGGCCUCUGCCUCGGCCUGAUCGGCACAGUGCUCACGUUCUUUGGACUGGAGUGCACGUACAUCGGAGGAGACCGGAGAAGCAAGGACAGGAUUUACGAAGCUGGACCACCUCUGUACCUCGGCCUGGUCGGAAGUUUCCUCAUCUUCCUCGGCUGUUGCGUUCAUUGUUCAACCACAUGCAGGGUCAUCCACCCAGAAAGACAUCCCACAGCUCCUUCCAUCAGAGAGAAACACGAAGAAAAUGAAGUGCUGAGAGAGAAAAAGCACAUCUACAGACAAUAUUCACCAUCAAAUGACUCCAAACACAUGUCUUCAUACAAGAUAUCAUCUGUUGUGAUUGUGUAA
Messenger RNA from Scomber scombrus (Atlantic mackerel), 612 nucleotides. RefSeq names its product claudin-10-like. Gene Ontology annotation, biological process: bicellular tight junction assembly; cell adhesion. The transcript is spliced from 5 exons. Gene Ontology annotation, cellular component: plasma membrane; bicellular tight junction. The coding region runs from base 1 to 612 and encodes 203 amino acids. NCBI's taxonomy places the organism in Eukaryota, Metazoa, Chordata, Actinopteri, Scombriformes, Scombridae. The record is from RefSeq and is a predicted model, not a curated record. Gene Ontology annotation, molecular function: structural molecule activity.